AUGAAUGAAAACGUAGCAAAAUAAGAAAGAAAGAAUCAAUUAGAUACAUAAUAAAAAAAAGAGGAGUGGUAUGGGUAGCAUGGCUGAUAAAUGGGAGGAACUUAGUGGGAAAAACAAUUGGGAAGGAUUAUUAAACCCCUUGGAUCUUGAUCUUCGUAAAUAUAUCAUUCAAUACGGAGAAUUGGCUCAAGCAAUCAAUGACACUUUCAUUACAGAAAAAGCGUCUAAAUAUGCAGGAGCUAGCAGAUACUCUAUGGAAAACCUUUUUACUAAAGUUGGACUUGACCCAACCAAGUAUCGUGUAACCAAAUAUUUCUAUGCUACUGCAUCCAUUCCACUUCCUGAUGGUGUUUUCUUCGUGAAAUCAUUGUCAAGAGAAGCAUGGAGUAAGGAAUCAAAUUUUAUGGGAUAUAUUGCUGUAGCUACUGAUGAGGGUAAAGUUUCACUAGGAAGAAGGGAUAUUGUUAUUAAUUGGAGAGGAAGUAUGCAAACAUUGGAGUGGGUGAAUGACCUUCAAUUUGUACUUGUUCCAGCACCAGAAGUAUUUGGUGAUGGAGGCUUGCUUCAACCUUUGGUGCAUCAGGGCUUCUAUAAUGUCUAUACAGCAUCCAGUUCAAGAUCACAGUUUAAUGUGACUAGUGCCAGAGAUCAGGUAAUGGAAGAAGUGAAAAGAUUGGUUGAGGAAUAUAAGAAUGAAGAGGUGAGCAUAACUGUGACGGGACACAGCCUGGGUGCAUCACUUGCAACUCUGAAUGCAGUUGACAUAGCUUUCAAUAAAAUCAACAAAGCAAGUAAUGGCAAAGAGUUCCCAGUCACUGCUUUUCCAUUCGCAUGUCCUAAAGUUGGAGAUCUCCAAUUUAAGGCAGCAUUUGACAAAAUAAUAGGGCUUCGUAUCUUGAGAAUUGAUAACUUAUUGGAUAUUGCUCCGAAAUACCCACCUAUUGGAUACUUUGACGUUGGGCAGGAGCUAAUGAUUGACACCACAAAAUCUCCCUAUGUGAAACCUCCAGGACAACCUGUGAACUGGCAUUCGCUGGAGUCAUACUUGCAUGGAAUCGCUGGAACUCAAGGUACGGGGCUUUUAGCGGGUUUUAAUUUAGAGGUGAAUCGUGAUAUCUCACUUAUCAACAAGCAGUUGGACGGAUUGAAAGAUGAAUAUUGCAUUCCUGUGAAUUGGUGGGUUGAGAAAAACAAAGGAAUGGUUCAACAAGAAGAUGGAUCUUGGCUUCUCUUGGAUCGCGAUGAUUAUGACUUCUGAUGGAGCUACCAACACUUUUAAAAAAACUAUCAUUUUAUUUCCUUUCAUCAAAUGUUUUUUUUAUUAUUAUUAUUGUUUUAUGUAUGACUGAUGUAUCUCUAGUUGAUUGGGCAUGGCUUUCCUAUGUAAUUUAUAUGCAUGUGUAAUAAAAUAUUGAAUGUUUUUGUUUGCUUACAAGCUAAAAUUUGCUUUUGCU
Messenger RNA from Solanum lycopersicum (tomato), 1454 nucleotides. Its product is annotated as phospholipase A1-IIgamma-like. Lineage: Eukaryota; Viridiplantae; Streptophyta; Magnoliopsida; Solanales; Solanaceae. Gene Ontology annotation, biological process: lipid metabolic process. Gene Ontology annotation, molecular function: glycerophospholipid phospholipase A1 activity. The record is from RefSeq and is a predicted model, not a curated record.